Messenger RNA from Aspergillus brunneoviolaceus CBS 621.78, 1520 nucleotides. RefSeq names its product cytochrome P450. The coding region runs from base 47 to 1213 and encodes 388 amino acids. The record is from RefSeq and is a predicted model, not a curated record. NCBI's taxonomy places the organism in Eukaryota, Fungi, Ascomycota, Eurotiomycetes, Eurotiales, Aspergillaceae. Gene Ontology annotation, molecular function: oxidoreductase activity, acting on paired donors, with incorporation or reduction of molecular oxygen; heme binding; iron ion binding. The transcript has 2 exons.
CCUCGAGCCAUUAUUCCCACAGACACAUCUGGAGGAGACAGUAAACAUGCUAAUAGUCACAACAGUUGCCCCUGUGGCCGUAAUCCUGGUUAGUAAGUCACCCUCUAAUCCUUUCGACCGGAAUCUCAUCCACGUCAUCCAGUUCGUGCUGUAUACGACCGCAAGAAUGGCUUACAAUGCCAUUUGGCAUCCACUAAAAAGGAUACCGGGUUCCCUCUUCCACCGCAUCACUCCAAUGCCCUGGCUCAUCAGCUGGAUCAGUGGAAUGAGCCACCGUGCCCUCCUCCAGCUCCACGAGCAGUACAGCCCCGUGGUGCGGACCGCGCCCAACCAAGUCUCUUUCAUCAGCGACACGGCCCAGCAACAGAUCUACGGCGCGGAGACCAUCAAGCGCGACCCUCAACGCUUCGCGCGGUUCAUCGAAGGCGAACAAGACAUCGCCAACUAUGAUCAUGAGUCGGACCACCGACGCUUCCGCAAAGCGAUAUACCCGGCAGUCACUGGCUCCGCAUUAUUGACGCAUGAAGGGGUCAUUCGCCGCAACGCGUCGGUCUUUCGGGAACGACUCGACGCGGCCGUGGUGGGAGGCGGUGGUGAGGGUCGAGUGGAUAUGACCAAGCUAUACAGCUGGCUAACGUUCGACCUGGCCGGCGAUUUCAUUUGGAGGGAGCCCUUUGGCUGCUUGCAGAAAAUGGUGACCCACCCGUGGCUCGCGGCGAUGGAGUUCAUGAGCCUCGGGACCUACUUUCGCCUGGUCGGCGUUUCUCCUCUGCUGCAGAAGCUGAUCUGGGCGGUGAUCCCCAAGCGCAUCCGCGACCUACCCCGCCAGGUCAUACAGGCGAAGGGUGAGAGCAGUAGCCGCAAUAGCAGAGAUGCAGGGGAGAGCGUGUUCUGCGUCAUGCGCCAGCGCAAGAUCCUUUCCCCGACGGAGGUGGACGCCAAACUGAUGGUCCUGGCUGUCGCUGGUAGUGUGACUGUUCAUUCUACUGUCUUGGCCGCCACAGCUUUCCUGGCGGUGCAGAGACAGUGCGCGGGUCGCGCGAGGGAGGAGGUGCGGGCGGCGUUUGCGCGAGAGGAGGACAUCGCCCACCCUACAGUCACGAGCCUGCUCUAUCUGAACGCGGUCAUCAUGGAGGCCUUCCGGCUGUGUCCUGCCCAGCCCACUUCAGGGCCGAGAAGGGUACUAGAUGAAUUUGUCACCAUCGACGGUUAGUCUUCCCCAAGGUGUCAGUGAGCCCCCUCCCUUUUUUAAAUUAGACAAUCAUUCGAGCCCCCCAAUGUUCCAUCCCGAACGUUGGCUCGAUAGCUCGGAAUACAGCUUAGAUGAUAAAAGUGCAGUACAUCCGUUCCUGCUGGGUCGGCAGAGCUGCCCGGGCCGGCAGCUGGCCGAGAUGGAGAUGACCCAUGUUCUGGCCAGGAUGCUGUGGGCGUUUGACUGGCAGCUGGAAGAACCGGACUUCGACAUCAGUUCGUGGCGAAGCAGCAUGGUCUGGGAAGUUCCGCCUCUGCCCUUACGACUG